AUGACACAGCAGGCCUUUCAACAUCUUCCAUCUGUGCCAAUCGUGAAGUUAGAUGAUCCGUUAUUCACCGGCACGUUCAUUGGCGAUGCAGCGCAAUUCUUAGGCAUUCCCUUCGCUAAACCCCCUAUCGGGAGCCUUCGCUUCCAGGUACCUCAACCGGUGCCUUCUUAUGAGGGUUUACACACUGCAGUAGCCUAUGGUCCCGUCUGCCCCCAACAGAAGUUACCAAUACGAAGAGGGAUAGGCCAAGUCAUCACUGAAUCGAGCGAAGAUUGUCUUACGCUCAAUGUAUUCACGCCUGCCGUCAUACUCCCUGGAUCAAAACUGCCGGUAGUCGUGUAUAUAUUCGGUGGUGGUUUUGAAACCGGGAGUAGUCAAUCAGAGUUCGGUAAUAUCACAGUCCACAAGUCAUUGAAAAUGCACGAACCAGUUAUCUACGUUAGCAUGAACUAUCCCAUAGCUUGGGGAUUCCUAGCGAGCAAAGAAGUUAAGCAGGCUGGGACCGGAAACUUAGGCCUCCGAGAUCAGCGACUUGCACUUCACUGGGUCCAAAAAUACAUUAGCUCCUUUGGUGGAGAUCCAGCAAAGGUGACUAUAUGGGGCGAAAGUGCCGGAGCGAUAUCUGUUGCUCUCCAGAUGCUCGCUUAUGAUGGUCACAAUGACGGUCUCUUUCGCGCGGCAUUUAUGCAGUCAGGGUCCCCGACACCUAUGGGUGACAUCACCAAUGGUCAACGAUAUUAUGACUUUCUUGUUGAUGUAACAGGUUGCAAGGAGGCAAUCGAUACAAUGGAAUGCUUGCGAGCAGUACCUCAGGAAAUUCUGCAAGCCGCUGUGGAUAAAACACCGUCUAUGUUUUCUUACCAGUCACUUGAUUUGGUUUGGAUGCCAAGGGCAGAUGGAAUAUUUUUGACGGGCAACUUCCAGCGCCUCGUCCAACAGGGGAAAAUUGCAAAUGUACCUUUUAUCACAGGUGACUGCGAUGACGAGGGGACAGCUUUCGCAUUCAGUACCACUAACAUCACGACAAGUGAGGAAUUUCAUGAAUAUUUGAAAGCGUAUUGGGCACGCAAUGCAACAGACGAGGAGAUCGACAAAAUCCUGCUCAUGUAUCCUCAAGAUCCAACAGCAGGAUCUCCAUUUGGAACCGGGACUCAUGACCAGCUGACCCCGCAGUUCAAGCGCAUAGCUGCUUUUCAAGGAGAUGCUGUCUUCCAAGCUCCGAGGCGGUUCCUUAUAUAUGAGCGGUCGGGGAAACAAAAGAUAUGGACCUAUCUCAGCAAGGGUCUCAAGGUAGUUCCGUUUCUAGGUGCGUAUCACAGCUCCGACUUCAUUUACGAGAAGUGGGGUAUGCAAGGGAGCUUGUUGCAUCUCUUGAUCCAUUUUGCAGCACACCUCGAUCCUAAUUGGAUUCCUAAUAGUGUUUUCUGGCCAGAAUACACUGUUGAAUCGAAGGAUAUGCUGAUGUUGGGUGAGUGGCCCUGGUCUGCACCCACUAUUAUUCAGGACACGUACAGAAAGGAGUCGAUGGAGUACUUGAUAAAUUUUACUCUGACUUACCCUCUGUAG
This is a messenger RNA of Suillus fuscotomentosus, 1566 nucleotides long. RefSeq names its product carotenoid ester lipase precursor. The transcript is spliced from 13 exons. NCBI's taxonomy places the organism in Eukaryota, Fungi, Basidiomycota, Agaricomycetes, Boletales, Suillaceae. The record is from RefSeq and is a predicted model, not a curated record. Bases 1 to 1566 code for a protein of 521 amino acids.